GUACCAUAGGUAUAAAAAUGUACCUAGCGGCCAGGGCAUACGGUUCAAAAUCACUAGGAAUAAUUCCGUGUCGCUUGCUCAUUUAUUUUGCGUAGAUCGGUCUGUCUCGCUCGCUCGGUUCCGUUCGUGUAUUAAGCAACAUUACACGACAAAAAAAGAAACAUGUUGGGUGAUAGUGUCAUGUUUGUUUCCUUCGCGUAAUGUGUGAUGUUGCAUUACAUCUUAGAGUAAUAUUACCGGAGUAAUAUCACUCGCAUUACUUACACAUGUCUAGAAUGCAGCGAAAACUUUGCAUAAUCAUUCGCAAAUGUCGUCCUACACUUGCGGGUUUGCGUAUUCGUGCGCAUGUGAGUGACCGGUGUUAAACAUUGACAUUAAUACCUAGUCGACAAAUGAAGUAUCGAUUCUAGCCCUACUGUUUUCAUUUAGUUGAGUACGAAAUCCGGAUACCUACAUAUAAGAUUAUUGCGAUUUACAAAUUUUUAGUUAAUUAUGUGAACUUGACAACGUUGUCGUGUAGUCGUUAUUAUUCUCUCUUUCAUUGUUAUUCGUUAUAAAACCUAUUUAAUAAAUUUCUGUAAUACCUAAUAUGUAGUUCGAAAUCUAUCGGACUGUGAGUAAACACAUCGUUUAAUUAAUAAAAAAUAUUUGGCUUAUUAUGUACACACGUCCAUUGAAUAAAAUUAUUUCGCAAAACAACUAUUUGGCCACUUAUAAAUUCAAUCAAAAAUAUGGAAAGUAACUCGUUUAAUGAAACGAUCGGUAUAUGGAUAUCCGACAAAAAGAGCCAAAAACUUAAUUGGAAAGAAUUAAUUAAUACAUGCGCUGCGUUUAACUAUAAUGUUGUCAAGUUGGAUUUAGAUCAAUCUUUAGAUGACCAAGCACGAAUAGACGUGUUCCUUCACAAACUCACUGAUAUUAUAGCAGCUGCUGAUCAAGGGGAUCCAAAAGCAUCGAUAAUAAUCAACCGAGUGGAACAGUUUUUAUCAAAUCAUCCAGAAAUCGUUGUCAUCGAUCCCUUAGAAAGUGUCAGGAUUUUACUGAAUAGAAAUUGUUACUAUUCGAUACUCCAGGAUGAAACGUCUUUCUCAAACCAAGGGAUAUUCACACCUAAUUUUGCAGAGUUCACGUAUAAUGUAAUAGAAAGGAAUAUUGAAAUAAUGAAACAGAGAGGCGUCACAUUUCCAUUAGUUUGCAAACCUACAUUAGCGCACGGUUCGAAGUCUGCACAUGAAAUGGUAAUAAUAUUUAAUGAAAAGGAUCUUGGUGCUUGCAAACCGCCAUGUGUUGUGCAAAGUUUUGUGAACCACAAUGCUGUCCUCCAUAAAGUAUUUUUAGUAGGAGAUCGAUACCACAUCUGUGAGCGGCCAAGCAUUAAAAAUUUUACAUCAUCCGAAAAUUUGGAUCCAAUAUAUUACAGUACCGGGGAGGUAUGCAAAGCGGAUAGUCAGUCCACGCUCUCUAUUCUAGACCCACACGACAACGCUGAUAUCACGUUGACAGUUAAUGAGGAGAAGAUAAAAAGCAUUAUUCGAGUACUGAGAAAAAAGAUCGGCUUACUGUUAGCCGGGUUCGACGUUGUCAUAGACAACGCGACGGGUAAUCAUGCAGUUAUCGAUAUUAAUGUAUUCCCUAGUUACGAUAAUUUCCCUAAUUUCUUUGAACAUUUAUUAGACUCGAUUAAUAACAUUCGAAAGGCUAAUGGACAUAUAAAUGGUGAUUGUAAUGGUAUAAGUGACUUAACAAAUCGACUAAAUGGUUUGUACAAUGUCGGAAGGGAUCCUGUUAAAUAUGGAGUCAAAGGAAUGAAUGUCGAUUAAAUGAAUAGUAUAAGAAAUUUAAAGUGUUUAAAUAUUGAUUUUGAAUAUUCUUGCUCAGCAUAGACAGACAUUGGCCACUUGUUUAAAUGUCUUGAUAAUAGUUCGACUGAUAUUCUCACCGUUUUAUCAGGUCAUCAAUUGGAUAUUUAAAGCUGGUAGGCGUACGAAGUGCUAUCCCCAUAACAUAACCACAUAUAUUGUCUACAGAUUUUGAAAUAUUAUAACAGUUUAAGAAAAUCUUGGUUUAAUUUCUACUAGUGCAAAAAAGCUUGUAAUAAGACAAUUUUUUGUAUUUUACAAACAAGGGAAUGCAAAUUGUCUUAUUGUAAAAAUUGUGUAUUUUUAGUGUGCAAAAAAUAUUCACUCAUCUGUGUGCUUAGUGCGAGUUUCUUAACAUCUAUAGCGUAAAAGAAGAUAGCCUAAUUUUGUAUGCAGUGGGAACAGCGCCCCUAGCGGCAAAAGUAGGCCAACGAUGCCAUUCCAUACAAAUAUGAGCUAACUUUUACGCUAUCGAGAACGUUAAAAAACUCGCACUAAGCACACUGAUCACAUUGUUAAAAGUAAACGUAAUUAUUUAAAUGUAAGGGAUAGGAUUUGGUUCGACACCUUUCAGUCAGCAAUUAUAUUUUAUAAGGAAUAAUUUGGUAAGGAUGUUGAGUAUGGACCAAUUAGCACAUUUGCAAUGUACCUCCACUAUUGAUAUUUAUUUGUAUGUAUUUAAAUAUAUUUUUUUUUGUUUUUUUUUGUUUUUGUGGUACAGGACUUUCAAGUCGUGCGUUUCAUAUGAAUCAAAUAUAAAUCGAAAUCGUUUUUAAACAAAGUCAUUUAAAAUGAACUAUCACUAGAUAAUAACGUCUGACCCAAUAAAAUCGCGAUCGAGAAAUUAUAUGAAAGGUAUAUGUAUACUCCAGAAUUCACACAAUUAAAUAAAAAAUGGAAGUCCGGUGAGGUCAUUGCCCUCGUAAGACCCGCCAUCAGUGCUUAGUGCGAGUUUUUUAACGUUCUCGAUAAAAUAAAAGUUAAGUCAAAUUUGUAUGAAGUUGGAACGUUUACCUAUGUUUGCCGCUAGGGGCACUGUUCCAGCUGCAUACAAAUUUGAGUUAACUUUUACGCUAUCGAGAACGUUAAAAAACUCGCAUUAUUUUGUGUACAGAUGACAUUUUAAGAAAUAUGAAAGGAUUAAUACCAUCAAGCAGGUUUUAAAUUUUUAGGGCAAUGGUUUCACAUUUUGUAUGCCAUUGAUAGCGUAAUCACAUUGAAAAGUGACGACAUUUUCACUUAAUUAUUUAAAAAAUGUCUGGCGUGAAUAUUUGAAGGAUUAUUGGAAUGAGUUUCUGAAAUAAUUAAAAAUAAUAAUAAGAGAUAAAAUGAGAUGAAACAAAGGCUCAGUAAAAUUAUGGUUAUAAACAUUUUGGAAGAACCUCAGAAGCCACGUCCGGGGUUUUGUUUUAUUUUCACAAGUUUGUGCACCCUUAUAGAUGCUCAACAGUUAAUAAACUACUGUUGUAUUUUUUUUAUUGCUUAGAUGGGUGGACGAGCUCACGGCCCACCUGAUGUUAAGUGGUUACCGGAGCCCAUAGACAUCUACAACGGAAAUGCCGCCACCCACCUGAGAUAUGAGUUCUAAGGUCUCAGUAUAGUUCAAGUUACAGAUUCAGAAUGAUAUAAUAUGUUUUUGAUCAUUUCUUUUAUCGGACUCAAGAAAUCGGACACCCAAAACAAAUAUCACACCAAUAAAAUCUCAGUUAUUCACAUCACAUUGAGAGCAAUACCGGGUAUAUAGAUUAAGAAAAAAAAGUUCAAUAAGAAAUUUCAAAUUUACAUCUGACUUGACUCUGAUAUUAACAUUAUAAUAAUAUGUGGUAUAGUUUAUUUUACUACAGGGAACAAUGUCGCUCAUAAACUUUAAUAUCGACAGAAGUCAAUAGCCACUGUAGCCUUGUGUAAUAAAAAUAUAUAUUUUGGCUACAGGUCUUAAAUUCUGCCAUGAAUUUUCAAUCGAUUUCGAUAAGCCUUCACUAAAACUGGAAUAUUGAUCGAGCAGUAUUAAUGACUCAUUUAUUUUAUGAUUUUAAACUAAUUUACAAAAAGUGGCUUUCUUAAAUAAUGUAAACCAUAUAUGACGUAGAAUCAUGUUGUGGGUAGUUGAAAAUUUGUGUUCGUUCUUUUUGAAAUAAUGUUUGCAUUGAAGUUUUUCCCCACUGACCGAUAGAUGUCACUAUAAAGAAGGGCAGAUGAGAUGAGCUCACGGUUUACUGAUGUGAAACAGUUAACACUGCCGCCUGAUUUGAGACAUCUAAAUGAAGUUUCUAUAUUUAUCAGAAUAUCGAUGCUGAUAGUGCUCGCGAAACUUCUAUAAAUAUGAAAGUAGAACGAUCAUACUAAACCGUCCGGACUGAAAUUCCCAAGUCAUUUAGUCGUCUCAGUAUCGAUUUUAGGAAAACCAUAAAAGUUGAAGCAUAGAUGUAUUUCAAUUUGAUUCAUUAAUUAUUAUUGACGAAUUAGAUUUGUAUCGGCAGCUAUCUAACUAUAAUUAGAGCUUUAAAAUGCUCUUCUGAAAUUGAUCAUUCAUUGAUUCAACAUGCUUUUUGUGGUGAUGCGAAUAACGAUAUGAUAAAAUUAGAAAAGAAAAUAAUGUAUCUUAAAUAACAAAUAUUUAUUAAUAAAUAUCGCCCAGGAACAACUGAUGUUUAAAAUAUCAUGAUAAUAUUUAAAAUUAUAGGAACAACCUAAGUUCAAAAUAUCAUGAUAAUAUUCGAUAUUAUUAGCCAUUAUAAAUGGAUGCUAGAACGUACUUUAAAUCUUAUAUAUUUCUUGUAACAAUUCCAAUAUAUUGCUAAUUACCUGAAAUCAUCAAUAUACUUCGAUUAGAAUCGUCCAUGUUUGCAGACUUACCUCUAUAUCUAAUAUAAGUUACUUUUAGAUAUGUUUUGUAAAAUGUCUUUUCUUCUUUUUAUUUUGAUACAUCACAAUAUUUCCAGCUUAUUUGGAUCGUAUACGCAGAUUUAUGAGUUUAAGAAACAUGUAAAAAUAAUAUUAGUAAUUUUAAUAUUCUUGUGGUUCAUUGUGAAAUGCUGUAUGUAAUGUCGGUGUGGUGCGAGUACUACUGAACUUUAUUUUUGUCAAGAAUUCAUUAAUAAAGAAAGCCAUUUAGAUUAUGUUAUUGAUUCUACAGUAGGUAUUGGCACGCAUGCCUCUCGUUUCAGAAAUUAUUAAUAAACUAUUAUUGAACUAAUUAACUUAGGUACUUACGUAUUAACGCCACCGCAGCAAAAAAUCACUCUUGUAGUACUAAAAAUUGGGCCAAAAAGAAGCAAAUAGCAAGACAAUAAGGACACUAAAGUUCUCUUCUUGUGUGUACAAACAACAAGGCGACUAUAGAUAAAAAAUAAGAUGGCUUUUUAUUAGUUCAUUAUUUGAAUUUUUGCUGCGGUGGCGUUAAUAGGUAAGUACCUUAACUUAAAACAACAGGCCCGUUAACUUUGUUUUGGUACUUACAAUGUUAUUGGUGACGGUUGUUAGAAUAGAUUUACGAUGGUUGUUAUAUUCUGGUCUCAGUCUUCAGUUUAUGCCGUGAUAUGUUGAUGUAACUCAGAUUGGGCAUAGUAUGACUAAAGCCUAAAUCUGUGUAAUAUUGUAUGCAGUACAAAAACACAUAAAUUAACAUUGUCUUCUAAAAGUAUUUUUAGAAUAUGUAUUAAAAUGAUAAAUACUUUCUAAGACUGAUAUCUAUUAUUAAGUACUUAUAUUACUCGUAAAAGAAUAACUGAGGAAUUGAAUAUGAAACUAAAAUGUAUUUAUUUCCUAUCGACUUUUGAAUAGGAAAUUCCGAAUGUACCUACCUAAUUGAGUUAUUUUAUUAAACAAUCUGGGGUAUAUUUGUAUAUUUUUGAGUAUUAUUGAUUGUGCUUUUCAUUUUUAGAUUGUUCUAUUGAGAACCUUCAGGUUAUUGUAGAAGCUAGUAGGCAUAGCGGAAAUAAUGUUUAAUGAUGUUUUUGUAUUUAUGAUUAAGUGAAUUAAAUGCCAACUUAAACAGGUGUCUGGAACUGCAAUAAAACUUUUAUUAAUGAAAUAUAAAUCCUAAAUAAUA
Bombyx mori (domestic silkworm) is the source of this 5910-nucleotide messenger RNA. RefSeq names its product inositol-tetrakisphosphate 1-kinase. NCBI's taxonomy places the organism in Eukaryota, Metazoa, Arthropoda, Insecta, Lepidoptera, Bombycidae. The transcript is spliced from 5 exons. Gene Ontology annotation, molecular function: inositol-1,3,4-trisphosphate 5-kinase activity; inositol-1,3,4-trisphosphate 6-kinase activity; ATP binding. The coding region runs from base 732 to 1820 and encodes 362 amino acids. Gene Ontology annotation, cellular component: cytoplasm. The record is from RefSeq and is a predicted model, not a curated record. Gene Ontology annotation, biological process: inositol trisphosphate metabolic process.